Quercus robur (English oak) is the source of this 356-nucleotide messenger RNA. Its product is annotated as kinesin-like protein KIN-UC. The record is from RefSeq and is a predicted model, not a curated record. The coding region runs from base 15 to 356 and encodes 113 amino acids. The transcript has 3 exons. NCBI's taxonomy places the organism in Eukaryota, Viridiplantae, Streptophyta, Magnoliopsida, Fagales, Fagaceae.
AACGAGAGAAACAAAUGAAGGGCAUUGAAAAUGAGCUGAUUAAACUAAACAGGGCUGUACCUGAAAAUGAGAAUGACUUUGAGGACAAGAAAUCUUAUAUGAAGGAAGAAUUAAGUAAAGGAUCUUCAGAAUUUGGGAACCGAAUGGGUUCAUACAGGUCAAAUCCAUUAAGAGAGAAUAUCUCUGGUCAGAGGGCCACAAUUGCAAAGAUAUGUGAAGAAGUUGGGCUUCAAAAGAUUUUACAAUUGUUGACAUCUGAAGACUCAGACGUCCAAGUUCACGCUGUGAAGGUGGUAGCCAAUCUUACUGCUGAAGGUGCACUUCAUUUGCCUGUAAUUUCUUUACGUCUGAAAUGA